AAACCAUGUAUAUUUGUCAACGGUCUAGCCACGUUGGAUUAUUAGUUUCUGUUAAAUAAUUAAAAUCAAGUAAUGUGGACACAAUUAAUAAAAUGGAUGAGUGACCCAUUCGGAAUAAACAGAAACGUGUGCUGCGGUACUAGAAAAGUGAGGAAGUGAUGCACUUCUUUGUUAGUAUUGGAUAAACGUGAGAAGGUGUUCGUAGGAAAUGACCGGUCCCAUAAAUAGGGAAAGUGAAAAAACAACCGUAUAUGGAUAUUUGUUUUAAUACGUGAUCAGUGCACGCCCCAUAGUAUUUGAAAUUUAUUUAUUGUUUUUUAUUCAUAAAAAUUAUGGAUUUUGUACUAUCCUAGUGACAUUACGUUAAUAUUGUGUAAAAACUCUAUUGUACAAAUGCCGGUUUCGCGUUCAAAGUUAUCGAACAAAGGGCAGUGUUGAACGAAAAGAUUUGGUCAUACGUGUGGACUUCAUAGUGUUAAUUAAUAAAUAAUAUCGUAAACAACGAACAUUGAGAUCCGACAUUUGUUCGAUAUUUUUAUUUAUAACAUCAACGUGGAUACCACCGGACGAUGUCGUUAACGGUUCAACAAAUUAUAUUGGAUGCUAAAAAAUUAGUUAUAAGAAUAUCAGAUCAUGAAAAUGCUGCUGAUAAUUUAAUUAGCGAUAUGGAAUCUGUCCAUAGUCAGAUUGAUAAUAUGAAACAGUAUCAAGAAGAAAUUGAUAUAUUGAAUACGGAAGCUAAACAAACACCUCAUGUACAACUUAUUGCCGGUAUGCAACGUGAGAAUAGGCAUUUGCUUGAAAUUCAUGCCGAAAAUAAAGAAUUAAGAAACGCUUUGGAAGAUCAUCAAAACGCGCUUGAAUUAAUAAUGUCCAAGUAUAGGCAACAAAUAGCUUCGCUGAUGCGUCUCAGUAAAACAGAUUCCUCAUCUUUGCAUAAUACCAAAUAUGCUAACAUAAUUACAAGGCAAGCGGAAAAAAUAAAUGAAAUGGCAGCUGUAAUGAAAACAGCUGCAUCAUUAGAUGAAGAAAAAGAAUGCAAAGAAAUGGAAGCGUUUCAUUGCUUGAAAAAAGAAAACGAUGGUUUGCGAGAGGUUCUUAAUAUCGCCAACAAAUUUGGUUCGCUGAACAAAAACAUUUCGGUUGAAAAUAAGACAGUACAAACGGAUCCGUUAUAACUUUGAAUUUCUAGACCCUUUUGUAUACAGAUUGCACAGUAUUCAUUUUAUACUACAAAUUACAACCAUAUAGCAUAAAUACAGUAAAUAUAUAUAUAUAUAAAUAUAAAUAUAAAUAUAUAUAAUUCAGGUGGCAAAAGCAAUAGGAAACCGUAUGUACAAAAAUUAGUUUCUAUAUCUUCUUUGUUAUAUACAGAACAAAAAAAGAAAUUAAAUAAUAAUAAUAAUAUAUAAGAUUUGUUAAUAAUGAUAAUAACAUAUUUUUCGGUAUCAGUAUAACAAUUUUCCUUAUGAUGCAGUAGCGAGUUUAAAAAACAAACGGAAAUACGAAGGAAGCGUUUAACCAGUUAGCUGUGCCGACAUUUUGAAAAGGGUGUGUACCUAAAUUGCGUCGCCAAAACAGAGGAAGGGUCGACUAGUAUACUCGUCAAACAUAGAAUAUGUGUAGCUGUUAUAAUAUUGAAUUAAAGUGUAAUCAAAUGACUGUCUUAUUUUAAUAUAAAAUUGAUUAUUAAACAAAAAAAGAAAAAAUUUAGAAAGGAAAGAAAAGAAUCACUUUGUUCACACUAUAUAUACCGUAUUUUCAUAAUAAUUAUUUAUAUUAUUCUCUUUUUGUUCCGUUUUUAUUUUGUUAUUCUCCAAAUAUUUUCGAUAUCUUAAAAUUUACGAAUAUAUUAUAAUUUUUACUAAAAUUACAAUUUAUAUAAAUAGCAAAUAGUAACUAUUUUUUUUCACGUGACGAGUAUACUCGUCAAUCACAUUUAAACUGGUUAAUAUGAAUGAAUAAAAUUCGAAAUAUGCAAUAGUUACUCAAUUAUAAAACUAUCAUAAAUCGCUUCGUUGCUGCAACAAAGAUAAACGAUUUAUAAUUUAAAAAAAAAGGUACUAACAUAUUUCUUUUCAAUAUUCCUGCAUUAUUUGUUUAUCUUCAAUACGCAUUGGUGGAAUGAUGUAUAAAUCAAUUUGAAACGAAAAAAAAAGUUAAGAAAGAAAAAAAUUAACUGUAUUUAUACAUAUAUAUCAUAGCACGUGUGUAGUAAAAAUAUUCUGUAAGAAAACAAAAAACUCGAAUUAUUAUUUGAAUACGCGUAAAGAAAAAAAAAAUGAAAAAGAAUUGUUUAAGUUGUCGUGUAUAGUAGUGAUGUAAAAAUUGUAUAAACAUUCUUUCCUCUCAAA
Molecule: messenger RNA, 2354 nt
Organism: Polistes canadensis
Lineage: Eukaryota; Metazoa; Arthropoda; Insecta; Hymenoptera; Vespidae
Gene: Fgop2
Product: FGFR1 oncogene partner 2 homolog
Exons: 4
Coding region: 570-1178 (202 amino acids)
Source: RefSeq, a predicted model, not a curated record